CCUCAACGCUCAAUAUCUGCAAGGUAAUAACUCACGUUGGGGCAACGAUAUAUCGCUCAUUUAUCUUUUGAAUCUGUCUAUAAAAUUGUGGAAUAUAUAUAAUAUAUAUAUAGUCUGACUUCAGGAGGAAGUAUGCCGAUAUCAGGACCUGAGCACUCGAGAGAUUUGAUAUUUGAAGAGGAUGACUUGGCCUAUGAGGAGGAGAUCUUACGUCAUCCGUUCUCUGUCAAGUGUUGGCUGCGUUAUACCGAGCACAAAUCUAAAGGCCCCCCGGCAGGACUACAUCUCAUCUAUGAGAGGGCCCUCAAGGAAUUACCAGGAAGCUACAAGCUCUGGUAUAACUACCUGAAGCUGAGAAGGAAGGCGAUCAAGGGCCGUUGCAUCACGGACCCUGGAUACGAGGAUGUCAACAAUGCCUUUGAGAGAGCCUUGGUCUUCAUGCACAAGAUGCCCCGAAUCUGGCUGGACUACUGCCAGUUCUUGAUGGACCAGUGCAAGGUCGCCCGGACGCGCCGGACGUUCGACCGCGCCCUGAGGGCCAUGCCCAUCUCCCAGCAUCACAGGAUCUGGCCCCUCUACCUCAAGUUUGUCCGCUCCAUGCCGCUCCAGGAGACGGCCGUCCGGGUGUACAGGAGGUACCUCAAGCUGUGUUCUGAGAAUGCUGAGGAGUACAUUGAGUACCUGGUUGACAUUUUGCGCUUGGACGAGGGCGCUGUUCGUUUGGCAGACAUCGUAAAUCAGGAGGCCUUUGUGUCCAAAGAGGGAAAAUCAAACCACCAGCUGUGGCAUGACCUCUGUGACUUGAUCUGCAAGCACCCGACCAAGGUCACGUCGCUCAAGGUCGAUCCCAUUAUCCGGGGAGGGAUCAAACGCUUCAGCGAUGAGAGGGGGAAACUGUGGUGCUCUCUGGCUGACUACUACAUCAGGAGCGGUCACUUUGAGAAGGCAAGGGACAUCUAUGAAGAAGCCAUCUUUACAGUGAAAACUGUCAGGGAUUUCACCCAGGUGUUUGAUGCCUAUGCUCAGUUUGAGGAGAGUAUGCUGAAAGCAAAGAUGGAAACCUCCGCGGAGUCUGGUUCAACAGAAGAUGAUGACAUCGACAUAGAGCUGAGACUGGAACGGUUUGAAGACCUGAUGGACAGACGCCCUCUGUUGUUGAAUAGUGUCCUAUUGAGGCAGAAUCCCCACAAUGUCCAUGAGUGGCACAAGAGGGCUAAACUCUUUGAGGGGAAGCCUAAAGAAGUCAUUAACACCUACACAGAGGCUGUUCAGACGGUGACCCCUCAGCUAGCGACAGGGAAGCUCCACACGCUGUGGGUGGAGUUUGCCAAGUUCUACGAGAAGCAUAGCCAGAUCAUGGAGGCUAGGGUGAUAUUUGAGAAAGGAACCAAGGUUGAGUACAUGAAAGUAGAUGAACUGGCCGGAGUCUGGUGUGAAUGGGCGGAGAUGGAGAUAAGACACGAGAACUAUGAUGCUGCACUGAAGCUGAUGCGUAGGGCGACGGCGGCACCCGGCAGGAAGGCUGCGUACCAUGACAAGAGUGAACCUGUCCAGAACAGACUUUAUAAGAACCUGAAGCUUUGGUCUAUGUAUGCCGAUCUAGAGGAGAGCUUUGGAACUUUCAAGAGCACCAAGGCAGUGUACGAUCGCGUCAUUGAUCUCCGUAUUGCCACGCCCCAGAUCAUCAUCAACUAUGGCAUGUUCCUGGAGGAGAACCAGUACUUUGAGGAGGCUUUUAAGGCAUAUGAGAAGGGGAUCGGUCUCUUCAAGUGGCCAAAUGUGUAUGACAUCUGGAAUACCUAUCUUACAAAGUUCAUGGAGAGAUAUGGAGGCAAGAAACUGGAGAGAACCAGAGACCUCUUUGAACAGUGCCUUGAAGACUGUCCUCCCAAAUUUACCAAGACUUUGUACCUGUUGUAUGCCAAACUCGAGGAGAAAUACGGAUUAUCCCGGCAUGCUGUGGCCGUCUAUGACAGGGCUACCAAAGCAGUGCUUCCCAAAGAGCAACACGAGAUGUUCAACAUUUACAUCAAGCGAGUUGCCGAGGUGUAUGGCGUCACCCAGACCAGACCCAUCUAUGAGAAAGCUGUGGAAAUUCUACCCGACAUCGAAGCCAGAGAGAUGUGCCUCCGGUUUGCUGAUCUGGAACGCAAGCUGGGCGAGAUCGACAGAGCGAGGGCGGUCUACGCUCACUGCUCGCAGAUGUGUGAUCCACGCGUGACGGCAACUUUCUGGCAGGUGUGGAAGGACUUUGAGAUCAAGCACGGCAACGAGGAUACGGUCAGGGAGAUGCUGAGGAUCAAGAGGAGCAUCCAGGCCAAGUUUAACACUCAGGUGAAUUUCAUGUCAGCUCAGAUGAUCGCCGCAGAAGGAGCAGCCAAACCCAACUUAGCUGCAGUGGAUGACAUGCAGUUACUGGAACAGAGAGCACAGGCACUUGCUGCCGAGGCCGAGGCUGAUAAACCAAGACUCAAGAAAGAUAUUCUCUUUGUCAGGGGUGAUACUGAAGCUAAGCGGGAGGCGGUUGCCGAGGCAACAAGAGCAGCCAACCCGGCAGAGAUCAACAUCGAUGAUGAUGAGGAUGAGGAUAGUGAAGAAGAAGUGGAUGAGGUCAACGUGGAGCGGAAGAGUGUCCCAUCUGAGGUGUUUGGUAGUAUCAAAGCUGUCCAGGAUGAAGAGGAGGAGGAUGAAGAAUAAAGCAUUCCUUCAACUUGGAAAAAGAACUUGUGUAGCCUGUUCACUUAAAUGGAAUGAGCAGCGAUAUCAGCGGCUGAACCACACUUGGUCCUGCAACUAUUUCCUACACAUACCAAAUUCUUAACCCUAACUCUGUGCCUCACCUAAAAUCCAAUCGCAACCCUAACCCCCUUCCUCAACCUUUGACUAUCUUAAAGCCUGGAUCGUUUGUCGCAGAUCAGGGCCCCAUUUCACAAAACUUGUCAUCAGUGAUAAAUGACAGUUUAUGUCAUAAGCUAGUGAAAUCCUUGCUUCUGAUUGGUUAUCAGCAGAUUUAUCACUGAUUUUUUUGUCAUUUGUCAUUGAAAAAUGGAUUUGUGAAACUGGUCCCAGGUCACCAAUGUGAGCAAUGAGGAAUGCGUUUUUAUUAUGAAUGUCUACAUUUUUUUCCCUUAAACAGAAAAAGUUACAUUUAUUGUGAAGCUUAUCCCCCCUGGGAGAUGUUCGAUACCCAUUUUAACCAUGAAACAAAGCACUAAAAAAGCCAACACUAUCUCUUGAAAGUUUAUUUAUAACAGCUUUUCAAAAACUUCAUGGCACAGGAGGGGUUUUACUUGUGUCAAGUCGCCAGCACCUUAAUGCUUCAACUUUGUUUCAAAUGAUGAACCGUCUAUAAAUGUUCAUUUGGCUUGUAAUGGAUAUAAAACAUGCCUGAAAGUGUUACAGAAAACAUAAUGCUCAGUCCUUUUCAAUGAGAAUAAUUUCUUUUCAUACUGUGGUGUGGAAAAAAUGUGAAAAAUGUCAAAUGAAAGACAUAGGAUAGCCAGUUUCUACCAUUCUUUCACUUAAUUUUCAAGUGUAGAGGAAUAGACAAACUGAAAAUUUGACUGUGAGACCUAGAACUUAACUCUAUUUUAAAGCCAUUAAACUGAAAGCCACGUCUGUCAUACGCGUAUUUCUGUUGGAUAAUUCAUGAAAGCGUAAACAAAUCAUAAUGAUUCUAACCGUUUUUUUAGUUUUUUUAAACAACACACAAGUACAUGUAAUUUAUCGUGGCCAGCUGAUUGUGCUUCAUCUUUAUGUUGAAUAUGCUUCUUCAAAAAUCUACAAAUUAAUUUUUUUUGUUAAAUACAAUUUCAAGUGGCCUAAGUCUUGUAACAGUAUUGACUAAAUUAAUAUAUGUUGUAUGUUUGAAAUAAAUUGUAUGACAUUUGUUUGUUCAUGGUGAGUGGAAAUUCAUGCCUAUCAUGAAAAUUAAUAAGAUUAGUUACAAACAGAUUCUUGGCCCACAUAGUUGUUAAAAUCUCCCUGACAUUAAGUCAUGUUUUUGAAUAGACAGAAAACAGUCCUGCUUCAACUUUUGUACAUGCAUUGUUAAAUCAGUAUGUAAUUGUGUUUGACACUGUUUACUUCAUCUUUGAUUUAUUGUGAUAUUGUCUAUUAAUCUUCUUGCAUUGGUAUGUACACAAUAAAACAAGUAAUUCCAAUAAUGUUCAGAUUAACAUAAAAUGUAUGUAACUCUAGUGAUAUUAAACGAUUCAUGAUUUUCAUA
This is a messenger RNA of Strongylocentrotus purpuratus (purple sea urchin), 4228 nucleotides long. Its product is annotated as pre-mRNA-splicing factor SYF1-like. NCBI's taxonomy places the organism in Eukaryota, Metazoa, Echinodermata, Echinoidea, Camarodonta, Strongylocentrotidae. Bases 133 to 2697 code for a protein of 854 amino acids. Gene Ontology annotation, biological process: mRNA splicing, via spliceosome; generation of catalytic spliceosome for first transesterification step. Gene Ontology annotation, molecular function: protein binding. The transcript is spliced from 23 exons. The record is from RefSeq and is a predicted model, not a curated record. Gene Ontology annotation, cellular component: Prp19 complex; post-mRNA release spliceosomal complex; U2-type catalytic step 2 spliceosome.